Acanthocheilonema viteae is the source of this 1794-nucleotide messenger RNA. The record is from the annotation of a GenBank genome assembly. NCBI's taxonomy places the organism in Eukaryota, Metazoa, Nematoda, Chromadorea, Rhabditida, Onchocercidae.
AUGUAUUCUCAACUACAGAAGCCAAACGAACAUGUGCUACGAUUCAUGCCGAGUUUGCACUAUCUCGAUUUGAGUUAUAGUAAUUUGCAAGUUAUGUGUCUGUAUUUGACGCUCUCAUUGCUUUAUAUAGUACUAGAACGUGACGCCUUCAUAAUGUUUCCAGCCAUGGAAUUACUUGAUUUAAGUUACAACUUUAUUAGUAAAGUUGACUGGGAAGCAUUCCGCUUAUAUCGUCUUAAGCAACUUAUCAUUGCAAAUAACAAUCUUACUUUAGAAGUGCUUGAUUUGUCAUACAAUGACAUCAAAAUAAUUCCGAGUGCUGAUCUGAGACAACUUGUCGGUUUACGCGUUCUUAGAAUAGGCGCUAACCACUUUAAACGGAUUGCAAACUCUGAACUUAAACAUCCCAUGCUGCAUGAGAUUGAUUUAUCUUAUAGUUCUAAACUACGUGUUUUGGAACAGUUUGCAUUUUCUCAAAUACCAAAUUUGCAUACUGUCAAUCUAAGCUACUCCAAAUCACUCACUUAUCUAUCACCACGUGCUUUUAUCAAGAAUACUAUGCUUUAUAGCGUGGACUUUUCGCACUGUGCGCUAGAAGUCCUGCCAGAUGAAUUAUUAUCCACGGUAUCACAAGGCUUUUUUGAUCAUAAUCCUCUACGCUGCGGCUGUAUCAUUAAGUCCAUUACAAAGGAUAUAUCCCAUCUUCGCAAUUUGAAACAAACUACCUGCUUGUCUGCAAGAGGAAUUUUAAGGAGUAUAACAGCCCAUGCAACAUGGACACUUGAAGAAUGUCGUCCAGAACCCAUACUGCCAUUUGGUGAAUUGAUGGAAGCCACAAUCGGAGAACAGUGCUCCAUUUAUUGCGCAUCACGACAGCCAUCUGAUAGCUUGUUAUGGAGACUUCCAAAUCGAACCGAUAUUCCAACUAGAAAUUAUUUUACAAAUCCAACAGAGGAAAUAAAUUCAAACGAUAUCAUGUACUCCCAUCACCUUUCUACAUAUCGUCAAUUUAAUUUCAAUCAGAAGGCGACAAAUGUGGUACAGCCACGUGUAUGGGCAACAAAUGAACAAAUCUGGUUAGAUGUUGUGUUAGCAGAAGAUGAAGGCGAAUAUCGGUGUACAGUCAAGCGAGAGCAACAUUUUGUUCACCAAACUAUACAUUUAAAAGUGAAGGAACCUGCUAUCGCUUUUUAUGUCAUCGAAGUUGGCUCACAUUAUGUUACGCUGGCAUGGAAUGCAUCAUUACCUGUACACGCUAAGGAUCGAGUUCAUUUUUUUAUAGCUGUACGUGACGAAUACGGAAUGAAUAGCAGGACGGUUCAACUAUCGCUAUACAAUCCAUGGCAUAAUUAUAAAAUUAUGAGGCUUAAAGCUGCGGAAAAUUAUACUUUCUGCUUGUGUUAUGCAUUGGUCAGUGGUAUGCAGGAAAGUAUUGUUGACAAAGUGAUUUAUGAGACAUGCUUGCAGCAGCGUACUGCUUCUAAUUUAUCAUUUAUUGAAUCUAUCAACUUGUCCACCUUACUUAUCACCAUUGUUAUCAUGCUACUUUUCCUUUCAUUGGUUUUCUUUCGAGUUCUACACACGCGUUUCCAUGUAUGGCAGCUGCAAAGACAUAAGUCAAGAAUAAAUCAAAGUAUCAGCGGACGAAUUUUCAUGUUAUCGACAUCAAAUAGUAUUGAUCCAAUUGUCACAACUUACGAAAAUCAGUUGGAGGUUAAUAACAAACAAGAAUUAUCCUUAUUUACUUAUUGCAAUACGCCCUUUCGAGAUUGCAUAGCACGAUGCGCUAAAUAG